AUGGCCGACAUGAAGAAGCCCAACUUCCUCAUUGUUGUUGCGGAUGACCUGGGUUUCAGUGAUAUUGGGCCAUACGGCGGUGAAAUCAAGACACCUACCUUGGACAAAAUCGCCAAAGAAGGAGUUCGCAUGACGAACUUCCACACUGCGCCUAGUUGCUCUCCCACACGCUCGAUGCUAUUCUCAGGCACGGACAACCACAUUGCAGGGGUGGGUCAAAUGGCUGAAUUCAUGAAAUUUAAACCCGAAGCAUUUGAAGGAAAGCCAGGUUAUGAAGGCUACUUGAAUUACCGAGUGGCCGCCUUGUCCGAAAUCCUUCAGGAUGCUGGUUACGACACCAUCAUGUCCGGCAAAUGGCACCUUGGGAUGACUAGAGAAUUUGCUCCCUGCUCUCGUGGGUUCAACAAGUCGUUUGCCUUCCUGCCUGGAGCCGGCAAUCACCACAACUUUGAGCCCCAGAUCGAUCUCGCCAAAGGACCACCGCCACAAGUCGGGCUCGCAGAAGAAGUUUGGAUGGAGGGAGAUCAGUUUCUGGACAGAAAAAAGGACUUGCCAAAGGAUUUUUACUCCACAAAGACCUAUACAGACCGAAUGAUCAGCUUUCUCAAGGACCGAUCGGCCGAAGACAAGGACAAGCCAUUUUUCGCCUAUCUCCCUUUGACUGCGCCACAUUGGCCAUUGCAGGCCCCCAAAAAUGUCGUUGCAAAAUAUCGAGGUAUGUACGACGAAGGUCCGAGAAAGCUCAGCCAGAAACGUGUCAAACGUCUGAUCGAGCUGGGUUUGGUUCCAGCAGACGUGGAACCUGCUCCUCCCAUUGGAAUUCUUGAUCCGGAAUGGCACGACAUGACUCCAGAAGAGCGUGCAGCUUCGGCGAGAAAGAUGGAGGUCUUUGCGGCCAUGGUGGACUUGAUCGAUCAGAACCUGGCUCGUCUUAUUGCCUACCUUGAAUCGACCGGCGAGUUUGACAACACCUUUUUCCUAUUUAUGUCCGACAAUGGUGCGGAAGGUCUCCUCCUAGAGGCCCUACCGUUAAUGGGAUUUCCAGGAGAUAUCGGAGAUGCCAUUGACACUUAUUACGACAACAGCCUGGAGAAUAUUGGUGAGCGUAACUCCUUCACGUUUUAUGGACCGCGUUGGGCUUGCGCGGCGACUGCCCCAGCAAGAGGAUUCAAAGGUAUCAUUUAUGAAGGUGGCAUUCGUUGUCCGUGUAUCGUCCGGUACCCGGGUUUUGGCAAUAAGGAGUCCGCCAUCACGCAUACGUUCACCACCGUGAUGGAUAUCUUGCCCACAAUUCUAGAUCUGGCAGGAAUUCCUUCACCAGGGAACACUUUCCGAGGACGGGAAGUGGUCUCUGUCCGAGGCAAAUCAUGGGUGCCACAUCUGUCAUCACGAACGGAUUCAGUACAUGGGGACGAGACACAUGUCCAUGGUUGGGAGCUGUUUGGCACGUGUGCCAUCCGCAAAGGCAAUUGGAAGGCCGUCUGGAUCCCUGCUCCGCGUGGAAAGAAUAUUUGGGAGUUGUUCAACCUGGAGUCUGACCCGUCUGAGUCACAUGAUUGCGCUACAUCCCACACGGACAUAUUGGCUGAAUUGGUGAAUCACUGGAACACGUAUUUCGCGGAGACCGGAAUGGUCAUGAUUCCCCAAUAUGCUGGCACUCGACGGUUACUCAGUAGUUCGAUCUAA
Rhinocladiella mackenziei CBS 650.93 is the source of this 1686-nucleotide messenger RNA. RefSeq lists its product as uncharacterized. The record is from RefSeq and is a predicted model, not a curated record. The transcript is spliced from 2 exons. NCBI's taxonomy places the organism in Eukaryota, Fungi, Ascomycota, Eurotiomycetes, Chaetothyriales, Herpotrichiellaceae. Bases 1 to 1686 code for a protein of 561 amino acids. Gene Ontology annotation, molecular function: arylsulfatase activity.